Molecule: messenger RNA, 3202 nt
Organism: Mugil cephalus (flathead mullet)
Lineage: Eukaryota; Metazoa; Chordata; Actinopteri; Mugiliformes; Mugilidae
Gene: tmprss9
Product: transmembrane serine protease 9
Exons: 16
Coding region: 443-2839 (798 amino acids)
Biological process (GO): proteolysis
Molecular function (GO): serine-type endopeptidase activity; protein binding
Source: RefSeq, a predicted model, not a curated record
CCUUCAUGUCCUUUUCAUUGUUAAUACAAACUCCGGAUUUCAGUAGUGAAGGACUAUGAGGUGUUUAUUAUUUACCUGGAGACUACGGGAGCUCUGAAGUGACAAUAGAAAUGCCUAUGCACACCGGGGUGUAACCAAAAGGAUCAAAGCGGAUGGAAGGUGGGUCGGCUGGGGAUUUCUGAAGCUGAGUCGUAAAGGUGAGCCACCUGCGGGACGGAGGCGUCACGCCCCUUGGCAGGUUGGAACAAAUAGCAAGAACCGUCGGUGCUAUCGUAUCGUCUUCCAUCCCCGUUUCUGCUCGUGUGUGCACGGAGAACCUCUGGAAAUCGGCGUUGAAAGCAAUGAGAGAAAAAAGAGCAGGCCUGGAUGAUUGUGUCUGUCAGGUAUUAUGAUACUGGAGACAGUUGAAUGUGAGCUGUGAGGUUGGUGCUGUGAAUCCAACAUGGAACUGAAGAAAGAUGGAGGUGGAGGAGGAGGAACGUGGUCGUCUUCGGGAGCAUCUUCUGAACCCUCUAACUCUGCUUGCUACAAGAGUACCCUCAUAGCCUUCCUCCUCAUCUUCCUUAUCAUCGGCGUCUUUGUAGGCCUGGUUAUAGCGUACCUGGUGCAGGAGCAGCAUUAUUUCAUGGAAACAGUGGAGCUGAAAGGUCUGAAGUAUGACGCAGCUCUGCAGGACGAGAACUCUGGUUUCUCCAUAGUACUGUCUGCAGUUUUAAAGUCCAAGAUUAAAAAUGUCUUCAUUGCCUCAUCUAUAUCACACCACUACAUCGACUGCAGUCUCGUUGCCUAUGGUAACAUCAAUGGUGACGUGAUGGCAACGUUCAGACUGGUCUUCCAGGUGUCCAAGAUCCAACAGUAUUCAGACAACUUCAUCCAGGACUUGUUGAGAGCAGGCCUCAGCUCAGUGAUGCAUGGGAAACCACUGGAGGUGCCAGAGUUUGGACAGAUCAGUGCUAUCAUCUUACUGGGAGCCAGUGGGAAGUCGUUUUAUGCUAUCGGUGAUGACAUGACGACCAGGUGUCCUGACAAUACAUUCACCUGUGACAAUGGCGAGUGUGUCACCAAACUAAAUCCGGAGUGUGACUUCACCCCGGACUGUGCAGAUGGAUCUGAUGAAACUCGUUGUGCCUGCGGUACACGUCCUGCCAUGGGAAGUCGGGUGGUGGGCGGGGAGGAUGCUCGGCAAGGGGAGCUGCCGUGGCAGGUCAGUCUGAGGUUCCAUGGACGGCACACCUGUGGGGCCUCCAUCAUCAGCGAACGCUGGUUGGUCAGCGCAGCACACUGCUUUGAGAGGGACACCGAUCCCCGGGAUUGGACCGCCAUGGUUGGAGCCAGAUUGGUGAGCGGGGAAGAGUCAGAGUCCAAAACGAUUAACAUCAAGUCUUUAGUUGUGUCUCCAGACUACAACCCCAUGACCACAGAUAACGACGUGACUGUGCUGGAGCUGGAGACCCCUCUCACUUUCAGCGCUUACAUCCAGCCUAUCUGCUUGCCUUCCCCGUCUCAUGUUUUUGCACCGGGGCAGAGCUGUGUGGUGUCAGGAUGGGGCGCACUAAACCAUUUUAGUUCGGCGGUGCCUUCCACACUGCAGAAAGCGGUGGUGAAAAUCAUCGACUCCAAGGUGUGCAAUAAAUCAUCUGUGUACAGGGGAGCUGUUAGUCACAACAUGAUGUGUGCUGGAUUCCUGCAGGGCAAGGUGGACUCGUGUCAGGGCGACUCUGGAGGGCCUUUGGUGUGUGAGGGUGCCCCGGGGAGGUUCUUCCUGGCCGGCGUGGUGAGCUGGGGAGUGGGCUGUGCCCAGAUCAACAGGCCUGGGGUUUAUUCCCGUGUUACCAGGCUCCGCAACUGGAUUCUAAGCCACGCAGAUCCCAGCUUGGUCCAUGGUUACACCCAGUCUGUUCCCACUGUGCCAGUCCCUGUGACAGGAGAGACCCUUAGUGAAGGUUCAGUAUCUGGAACUGAAGCCAUGGACUCUGCACAAGCAUCCCCUGUUUUGAACUGCAGUGGAAACUUCCAGUGCAGUUCCACUUCCUGCAUCAGUAAGGUCAAUCCAGAGUGUGACGGAGUCUCCGACUGCCCCAAUGGGGCAGACGAAAGAAACUGUGACUGUGGUUUGCGUCCUGCACUGGGCUCCCAAAGGAUUGUGGGUGGAGUAACAGCUCGGCGGGGGGAGUGGCCUUGGAUUGGCAGCCUCCAGUACCAGAGACUUCACCGCUGUGGCGCCACACUCAUUCACAACAAAUGGUUACUGACUGCAGCGCACUGCUUCAAAAGUGACUCUGGUCCUACUAACUGGGCUGUAAGUUUGGGAUCUGUGCUGCGAUCUGGGGUAGGAGCACUGGUCAUUCCCAUCCAGAGGGUAAUCAUCCACCCGGCUUUCAAUGGCACCAACAUGGACCAUGAUGUGGCUCUGCUGGAGCUGGCAGUCCCAGCACCCAUGUCUUACACCAUCCAGUCCGUCUGUCUUCCCUCACCGGUGCACCGCUUCCUGAAGAAUGCGGAGUGCUACAUUGCAGGCUGGGGAUCCAUGAGGGAAGGAGGUUCACUGACGAACCUGCUGCAGAAAGCUGCAGUGAACAUCAUUGACCAGGCAGACUGCCAGCAGUCGUAUGGAAACGUGCUGACUCCUAACAUGAUGUGUGCAGGACUGAUGGAGGGAGGCAGGGACACCUGUUUGGGGGACUCUGGAGGACCACUGGCUUGUCGUCAGCACUCCAGCCCGUGGUUUAUUGUCGGUGUUACCAGCUGGGGACACGGAUGUGGGCGAAUUGGUUUUCCGGGGGUCUACACUCGUGUGACAUCUGUCAGGAAAUGGAUAUCCACAUACCUACCAUUCUGAAGUGACCGUGAAAAACGGAGCUGUGCCUGCAGAAGAAUGACAAAUCAUAUGGAUGCAGUGGAUUUCCAUGAUGCAUCUUCUCCACAGAACUGUACUGUACAAGGACUUAAGUCAUGCUAAAAAGCCUCACAAACUCAGCUGACACAGUAUUGACCGGUGUGAUCUACUGCUCAUGGGUGCUGUUUGUUAUACUGUGCAAUCGUGUAACCUUCCCUCAUCAACUCAAGAAAUAAUCCUGAACUGGCUUAUGGACAUUUCAACAUGUGUGAUUUGAAGUAUUUAUUACAGUUAUUUAUUUUCCUGACAGGUAAACAUAAUUUACACGGUGUUUUAUGGGGUUCAGAAUAUAUGUGUUUUAAUCUU